This is a messenger RNA of Eutrema salsugineum, 602 nucleotides long. RefSeq lists its product as uncharacterized. Bases 41 to 541 code for a protein of 166 amino acids. Gene Ontology annotation, cellular component: mitochondrion; nucleus. The transcript is spliced from 5 exons. The record is from RefSeq and is a predicted model, not a curated record. Gene Ontology annotation, biological process: mitochondrion organization. Lineage: Eukaryota; Viridiplantae; Streptophyta; Magnoliopsida; Brassicales; Brassicaceae.
AAGAAAAAAACUCGUAAUUUUAUCAGAUUUCACACUCACAAUGGGUCGCCGCAGUGGAGGAGGAGGAGGUAGAUCAUCCAGUAGAUCAUAUUCAAGUGGAUGGCCUAAGUUUCGCUCUACGCCAUCUCACCGUAAGAAGCCGUCUCCUAAGCCUGUGAAAGAUGAAAAAGAUGAAAAAGCACAUCCUCCUUCUAGAGUUGAGACAACUCAUGGUGAAACUAGGUCUGGAAGAUUUUUUUCGUCCAUAGUUGAUGGUUUUGGUUGGGGGAGUGGAAAUGCGAUGGGACACAGAUUCGUUGAAUCCAUUUUUGGUCCUAGAACCAUUAAAACAGAGAUUGUUUUACCAGAGAAAGUCGAAGUUGCUGCUGUUUCUGCCAAGGAUAAUAACGAUAAAUUCAAGGAUUAUACUGAAUCAUGCAGUAUCAGCUAUAAUGCGUUUCAAGACUGCUUGAAUGUGGAAGGGAAUAAUCUAAGCAAAUGUCACAUCUUCAUGGAUUCGCUGUUCGAGUGCAGGAAGAAUUCCAGUUCCUUCAACUUCUAAGUUCUUAGAUCUUUUUAGUUGUUUCUUUAUAAGUUUUUUUUCCCAAUAAAACAACAACAAA